AUGCCCGUUAUGUGUUCUCUCAAAAGCCUUGCAACUGAAAUCAUGAUCCAAGUCAUCGAUUCUAUAGACGACACACCAUCUGUCAGUCGGCUUUCUCGUACAUCGCGACAUCUGCAUUGUGUCGCAAAUACCAUCCUCUAUCGUAGAGCAAUAGAAGACCCUACAGCUCUGGCAUGGGCCGUAUCUCAUGACAGGCCCGAUGUCGUGCAUGGGAUACUGGGCCACCAGGCUGAUCCGCAUCGCUUUGCUGCUAGCUUCGAACUGAACAUCCUCCUCCAUCAGGCAUUGGUGCGCGCAAGUUUCAAGACAGCCAACGCCCUGCUAGAUGUGGGUGCCGAUGUGGUAUACAGCAGUGACUCUCGACGACGUUCGUCUUGUCAGAAAACGAUCGGUUGGCUUGCGAAUGGCACUUGCCCUCUGCUCGGCUCACUGGCGCUCGCGGCAAGCAGUCGCUUCCACAUCGGAUUCUGGUAUGAUCCCAAUUGCGGCUACUCCUCGGAGCGGCAGUUCUGGGACUGGAAAAAAAUGGCAAUGGAGAAGAUUCUUAAGAAGCUUGCCGCACCAGUUUUCCGGGACCAGAGCGUGGUCGCAAAUGAACCAGACCGCACUGAAUACCAGAGAGAGCUUGACUAUGCCCUCAUCGAGGCUGCGAAAGCGGACGCUCAUUCAUCAGAAGUGAUGGAGUUCCUUCUCGAAGCUGGUGCGGACAUUAACAGUGAGGUGAAUUCACAGAUCGUCGGACAGGCUUGGUAUAAUGCUCUUGACGAAGAAGUACCGAGUCUCUUUAGAUCAAAAGUGGAAUUCCUCAUUCAACAUGGCGUCGAUCGUACGAGAGUUUGGUCGCCGUUGGAAGGUUUACAAACAUCACUGCAAUUUAUCCUGACGAAACUCCAUCGUUGUUGCCGGUACACGACUGAUGGCAGCUUGUCCAUACCUAAAGCUCUGUAUUUCAUGGACUUUCUUGCGUCUCGCGGAUGUCUGCGCUGGCCAAAAGUCACCGACAUGUCUAUGGACCACCAUGGAAACAAUCAUCUCUCAAUAGCCAAUUUUGAUGAAAACGAGGCCGGGGCACAAGAGUUGAAUGUCAUUUUCUCUGAUACGGACGUGUCAAUUCGGCCGCUUCAGCGAGCGCUUUGUCAACAUAUUCUUCAGCAAGUGCUUCCUCUAGCAGAACGCCGGAUGGCUCCGCUUCAAUUGCCUUUAGCCGUUAUGCGGUUAGAUGACUUGUACGAGGCAUGGGUUUGCGGGUCAAAUGAUUCUGCGUGA
Molecule: messenger RNA, 1266 nt
Organism: Colletotrichum godetiae
Lineage: Eukaryota; Fungi; Ascomycota; Sordariomycetes; Glomerellales; Glomerellaceae
Exons: 1
Coding region: 1-1266 (421 amino acids)
Molecular function (GO): protein binding
Source: RefSeq, a predicted model, not a curated record